AUGCUUCUUUGCUGGUGCAGUCUACCCAGAUUGGGUUCCCUUUGCAAAACAUCCCCCUUCCUGGAGAUGAUGAGGCCAUCGAAGCCCGGGCCAGGGCCUGACCUGGCAGGCACACACCUGGCCAGUGGCUCUGAGGUCCCCGGGGACCGAGUCCCCUGCGAGGGCAGGCUGCCCGAGGCCACGCCUGCCCACCUUCCCUACUCCAGGCCACCAGCUGGUGUCAGAUUGGGCCACCGGGAGAGAACAGGCCUAGGAGGGAAUGGAAGGCUGGCAGGGAGGCUGUCAUCCAGAAGCCUCCUCCCCAGAGGUCUCCAGGAGGAACCUGGCCCCACUGGGGGGCGGUGGUUUACUUUUCCCUUUUUUCUUCCUUUCUUUUGUCCUCUCGGCUGCCCACAGCCAGAAAGCCAGGACCACCCGAACUGGACAGGGAGCAGGGAGGGAGGAGUGGUCGCACGGAGCGUACCUGAUUCAACAGGAAAUCAGUUAUUUUCUAAAAGAGCCCCUACCAGAGCCUCCUGAACUCUGUGGGCACCACGUGCUGCUGUGAGCAUCUGCCCAGACAGUGACCCGCCACAGGCCCCGGGCGUCUGUGGAAGGAGUUUUGUAAAGGAAAAAAAACACACACACACAAACAUUUUUUCAAUGUAGCAAAAUCAAACUUAAAAAAAAAGAAGAAGAAAAGAAGAAGAUGCCGACAGUGCGGAGUCUAGCCUUUUGUAAACUUCAUAUUGCACACUAGGACUAUAAGCCAUUGCUAGCUCAUUUUGAAUUUUAACGUGUAAUUUUUGUUUUAUUUUCUUUCUGUGGGGAAACAAUGCUUGAUCCACCAAUGCUCUUUUUAAUGUUUUAUAACUAUGUAUGUGUAUAUAUAUAAAUAUCAAAUAAUAUGUAUGCACAUAUGUGUGUGUAUAUAUCUAUAUGUAUAUACAUAUAUAGAUAUAUAGAGAUAUAUAGAGAGGUUUUGAGACAAAAAAAAAUACAGAACGUGAAACCCGAACUGAACAGCGUGUGCUCUGAUUACUUGAAUCUGGUCUCCUCGGCACCUGGUUAUUAAGAACUGAAUAUUUUUCCACUUGAAUUUAGUGCUAUUAGAAAUUUAAUAUAUGUGUUUUAUUUAUUUGAUUUUUUUUUUUUUUUUGCAUGACUGAUGCAAGGUUUGACAUUUUCACUCAAUAAAAACUGGAAAAAAAUCUA
Molecule: messenger RNA, 1194 nt
Organism: Pan troglodytes (chimpanzee)
Lineage: Eukaryota; Metazoa; Chordata; Mammalia; Primates; Hominidae
Exons: 1
Coding region: 1-519 (172 amino acids)
Source: RefSeq, a predicted model, not a curated record